Nylanderia fulva is the source of this 1420-nucleotide messenger RNA. Its product is annotated as serine protease inhibitor 88Ea-like. Lineage: Eukaryota; Metazoa; Arthropoda; Insecta; Hymenoptera; Formicidae. Gene Ontology annotation, molecular function: serine-type endopeptidase inhibitor activity. The record is from RefSeq and is a predicted model, not a curated record.
GUUCGCUUCGGCAUUUUUUCCCCUUAAAUCUGAUAAUAAUGAAAAUAUUAUAACGCUAAACAGCGACUGUUUUCGAAACAGAGCUUGUGUGCUCUUUGCACGGGUAAUACAAGUUUGUGUGAGUAUAAAACUUCUGAUACUUUCGAACAAAAAUGGCUUACAGAUAUAAACAGAACAUUCUAGACAGAGAUGAUUUAAUUGAGAAAAAAUUGAACGAGGCGCUUUCCAAGUUCACGUUCAAAUGUCUGGAGACAAUUAUGCGUCUAAAAAACAAUAAAAAUAUCGUCUUUAGUCCGUAUAGCAUAUAUAAGGGACUUUUAUUGAUUUACUUGGCAUCCAGUAAUGAAAUCCAAGCACAUAUAAGACAAAAACUCGAACUGCCUGAUAUUAAUAUCGAAAAAGGUAUUAGAAUUUGGAUAAUGAAGAAAAGAACACAGAAUCAGAAUUUGUCUAAUUAUAAUGACGAAAAUAGAUGUUGGAUUACAAAUACUAAAUGUUUAAAUACAAAAACGCAAUUGUUAUUUAGAGACGAUUUAGAAAUAGUAGGUUUUCAUCGACCCCAUACCUAUUUAACACAUCUAAUUAAUGAAUCUCUGCAAAAUACGAUAGGUAAUUACACGCGUUUAUUUGUGAAAUUAAAAAAUAUCUCUAAACAUAUGGAAAUUCUUCUGGCGACUACACUUGGCUUAAAAGGCGCAACAAUUAAAAAGAAUAAUAGUCAUCAUUUUAACAAACACAAGAAUAUGAAGAAUAUGCAUUCUUCGAAAAAUCCUAGAACAGUCGUAUCUCCCAAACUAGCGAUGAUCGUGACAGAGUUACCAUUCAUAGACAAAAACUUGUCGCUUUUCGUAUUAUUUCCCGCUGUCAAGUUUUCCGCUACCUGGAUAGUUCGUGGAGAGUUAUUGGAACUAUUCGAAAGAUUGGCGACCAGAGAAGGAAUCGAUGAGCUUCGCAGAGUGUUAGAUGACGAAGAGUCAUCGACAGUAAAGUUGCAAAAGGUCAUAUAUCCAAAUUUCUUCGAACUGCAAAACGAACUGGGGAUCAAUAAGCUUUUGAACACUUUUGACACUGUCAGACUACCUUAUUUCACUGCUCAAAAUCUACACCUUGGUGGUGCCAAGCAUUGCGCUUAUAUCAAAGUGAUACCUCUAAACAGUGUAAAAGUCACCGCUGGCGCAAUUAAUAUGUUCUUUACAAAAGAUGGUGGAUCCUUUAAACCAGUCCAAAAUAUUAAUCAUUCUAGAAAUUCGAAUAAGUUUAUUUGUCUACUCUACUGCAAAGACAGCCACACCAUCCUCUUCAUUGGUAUUGUUAAUCGAGAUAAACCGUAGUUUCCAUAAAGUUUUUCUGACAAAAACAUGUCCUGUUAUAAUAGCACAACAAAAUUCCACUAUAAUAUUUUUAGUAAAUUACUUUUUGU